AUCCGGGUUACUGAGAUUGGAUGAGAUUUGUCGGGAGGAUUGGUUGAGUUUAUAUUUUACAGAGAGGGAAUAGAAGUUGUAACAAUGCGUUUGUACGUGCUAAUCUUCGCCGUUGCUAUCUGUUUUUUCUGUUUAGCCGAGGCUGGAAAGAAGGAACGGAGACGCAAGAAGAUAACGGAGCAGCUCGCACAGCUCGACUUAGAGGAGAAUCUAAAUAGAGGCAAAAAUGAUGACGACGAGAUAACGAGUACUGACAGCGAUGAUGAAGCCAAAAUGGACAUUCACUAUGGCCCUCGUUAUAAGAAGAAAUACAAAAAGAACAAACACGGCAAAAAGGGAAAGUUUGAUCACAAGAACCAAAUGGCAUGGUUGAAUGUUAAAACAGGUUCUGAGUGUGAAAUUGAAUGCAAACAUAAAGAAGUCUGUAUUGUUGGGCCUAUUGAUUCCAAGCCGAUUUGUGUGAACAAAAAAGACUUGAAGAAAAGUUUGAAGCUCUUCUACCGAUUCCAGAAGAAAGAAAUGAAAGCCUGGAAGGAGUUUAAGAAAGAAAAAUACAACCAUGAGGCCAACAACAGAUAUCCAUUUGACAUUGAAGAGAAUGGGCAGGACCUGAAUGUAGACAACAAAAACUUGCAAGUUGUAAAACAGAACAACUCCAACCAAUUGAAGGAGGAGUCUCAGGUACAAAAGUAUGUUCCAUCAAAGUCUGAAGCUGAUCCAGAAGUUUGCACAACUGCCCAGUUUUCCCAAAUGAGGACUCGUAUGAUGGGCUGGUUCCACUUGUUACAUGGACAGGACCAUGAUGCCAGGAAGGCCUCUGGGAAAAGCAUCAAGCACUUCUACAAACAUUUUUCUGUGAAGAAGGAACUCAGACAAUAUGAUGGUUUUAAAUGUGAGUGCUUGAAGUCUGCAAUCUGGCAAUUCCUUCAGAUGGACAAGAAUGGAGAUGAUAGUCUAAGUGAUACAGAGAUGUCUAUGUUAGAAGAGAAUAGCUUAGAGCCCUGUAUGCGUCCAUAUCUUACAUCUUGUGAUCAAAAUGCAGAUCAAAAGCUAAGCAGUGAUGAAUGGUGUUGCUGCUUUUCAAAUGUUGUUGCACCAUGUUUCAAGAAAGUUGAUGACGUCAGGAAAUCAGGUGAACCAGUAGCCUAUAUGCCUCGCUGUGACAAAGAAGGAUAUUAUUUGCGAGAGCAGUGUGAGGGUGAAAAAGAUAAGGAGUUCAAGUGCUGGUGCGUAGAUUACAAUGGCAACGAGCUUGGCGGAACACGAACAAAUGGCCGUGCACAUUGCAGUAAAAUUGCAAUGAAUGGCAGCCAGAAAGGGAAGGCCUAAUCACUACUAAGGGUAACCAUAGAGAUCUAAUAUCCCAAAGAUAUUAUAAACCAGAAUUUUAUAAAUAUUUACAAAAGUGUUAAACUACCUGAAACAUUGAGCACCAAAAAUGUGUUUCUUAUUUGAGCAAAAUCAAACUGAAUACAGUUUUUGUAAUGUAUAUAAUUAGUCUUACCUUAAGCUUUUAAAAUGAGAUUACUUAUCUAGUCUUGUUUUAGAGAAUCCCUCAUUUUUAAGUACAUAUAAUUCUUUUAUUUAGACUUUGCCUAUUCCUUAUUUUUCUAUACCUUUACCUGUCUGUUGUUUUGCUUUUACGAUGUUAAAACAUAUUUCCCUGUGCUUUUGUACACAUAUCUAAGCUUAAAUGUAUGAAGUCUGCAUUUUUUCUAUGUUCUAGAACUGCUAUUACAAGGAUUUUAAUCAGCAAUAUUGUUGUAUUUUUAAGAGCUUAAAUUUUUUUACCAAAUGCAUAUUACAAGUUAUCUGUUUAAAAAUAAUUAAUGCUUGUCAACUAUAAUCAAAAAGUAAAUUGUUUAUGUUAAAUAAAUUUUUU
Molecule: messenger RNA, 1882 nt
Organism: Physella acuta
Lineage: Eukaryota; Metazoa; Mollusca; Gastropoda; Physidae
Product: proteoglycan Cow
Biological process (GO): anatomical structure development
Molecular function (GO): extracellular matrix binding; collagen binding; calcium ion binding
Source: RefSeq, a predicted model, not a curated record